AUGUCGCACGUUACACGGUUGUACUCAGACACAGAGAGUGACUUUGAUGAUUGGGAUGGCGAUCCUAGCCACAUCUCUAUUCCAGGCCCCAGCGCUUCUAAAGGGGAGCUCCUAGAGACACUUAAAGUGCUGCAGGUUCAAAUGCAGCGGCUUCAGGAAGAGAACAGGUCUAUCAAGGAAGAAAACAAGACUUUGCAUGCUGAGAAGCCCAAAUGA
Molecule: messenger RNA, 216 nt
Organism: Suillus paluster
Lineage: Eukaryota; Fungi; Basidiomycota; Agaricomycetes; Boletales; Suillaceae
Exons: 2
Coding region: 1-216 (71 amino acids)
Source: RefSeq, a predicted model, not a curated record